Messenger RNA from Saxophila tyrrhenica, 1263 nucleotides. RefSeq lists its product as uncharacterized. Bases 1 to 1263 code for a protein of 420 amino acids. NCBI's taxonomy places the organism in Eukaryota, Fungi, Ascomycota, Dothideomycetes, Mycosphaerellales, Extremaceae. The transcript has 2 exons. The record is from RefSeq and is a predicted model, not a curated record. Gene Ontology annotation, molecular function: FAD binding.
AUGUCCAACCUCAACGUUCUGGUGGUGGGAGCAUCGAUCGCGGGCCCAGCAACGGCUUACUGGCUUGCAAAAGCCGGAGCAGAUGUCACCAUCAUCGAACGCUUCCCGGAACUGCGGACCAAUGGCCAAGGCAUCGACAUUCGCACCGCUGGAGUCACGGUAAUGCGAAAGAUGCCCGGCAUGGAGCCUGCGGUGCGAGCGAAGACGACGCAGAUGGAAGGCAUGAGCUUUGUUCGAGAAGAUGGUCGACCGUACGGCGUAAUCAAGCCUACUGGCAACCCGGACCAGCAAAGUCUCAUAUCCGAGUACGAGGUCUUCCGCGGUGAUCUGGCGCAAAUCCUGUAUGAUCUCACAAAGGAGAAUGAGAACAUUCGCUACGUCUUCGGAGAACAGGUCACCUCGAUGAAGCACAGCGAGAAGGAAGAUGGACCCAUUACGGUUGAGUUUACGAAUAUCCUACCCACUUCCGAAUACGAUCUCGUGGUGGCCUGCGAUGGUGCAACGUCCCGCACACGCGCAAUGGGCCUUGGAUGCGGCGCGCGAGACUACGUCCUGCCGACAAACUUCUGGGCGGUCUACUUCUCGGUCCCAGACAUGCUGAAAGGCAGCACCGUAGCAGUAGGCCACAGCGCUGUUGGCGGCCGCUCCGUUUGUCUUGGCCCUGACCCAGCAGGCGUGACCCGCGCGACGCUAUUCAGGAUCUAUCCAAGCAGUGAGAAGGAUGCUACACUGCCCUUUCGCGAAGCUACAAAACGAGGAGACGAUGCGUUGAAAGACUACGUCGCACAGCAAUUCCGCGGUAUCGGCUGGAAGGCGGAAGAGAUCCUUGACUACAUGAUGGAAGCGGAUGACUGGUACGCCAGCGAGGUCGUGCAGGUGAAAUGCCCAAACGUUUACAACGGACGCUUCGCCAUGGUCGGAGAUGCAGGCUACGCAACAGGUCCCACGGGCGGAGGCACAUCUGUCGCGCUUGCGGGAGCCUACCUACUGGCGGGCGAACUUUGCAAGCACAAAGGCAACAUCAAGGCUGGCUUGGAAGGCUACGAGACGCAGAUCAGACCCAUCAUCACGGAGUUGCAGAAGAUCCCGCCAUUCGUGGGCGCUUUUAUGGCGCCACAGACGGCUUGGGGUCUUUGGUUACGGAACCAUCUCUUCGCCUUCAUCACCUGGAGCGGGGUAGUGGACGUUAUGCAGAAGUUCUUCGCAGGUUCCUUUGCUCAUACCGAUCAGUAUAAGAUGCCGGAGUACGAGUGGGUGAGAUGA